AAGGUGAACAUUGGUUUUGCAAACAUGUACUAAUAAAACUUUUAAAAUUAAAAAAUAGCAAAAACUUAACUGAUUGUUGUGGAUAAGACAACAGCACUGCUAAUUUUUUUCUUUCCCUUCCAUUUCUCAGUAUUUAUGCAUUAUAGCUAGUGUUCCUCGUCUAGCCAUAAAGAGAGGAUUCCUCUGAUUCAGACAAGUGAACUGACUAAUCACAUGUCAAUUCUAUCCUUCAGUAAGAUGUUUUAUUUACAGACAUGCCUUUGCUUGCUUUUGUUGUUUGUUUUUUAUGCAUUACAUCUGGAAGUACAGUGCAAAGGAAAACUGUGUGGAAGAGCACUUCACACGAAUACUCUUAAAUCCUUUGCCCUUAUAAAUAAAAAUGUAGAAUCUCUGAUUCCUUUCUGUGGUAUCAUCUGCAAGAAAAUGAGGUGACCAGUUCAAUGGCUGAGGCAACAAACCUGUUUACCAUAUUGCACAUGCUUUAAAUUCUCACCAGGACAGAAAAGGGAAAUGACCCAAAAGUCUCAGGCCCCCGGCCACACGCUGCAGGGAGCCUGGCAACCUCUCUGCUCCUCCUCAGGAGCCCGCACCGCACCGGUAACAGCGGGAGGCCUCAGUAGGAGAGCUGGUACACGGAGGCCCAGGCCUGGCAGCCCGUGACGAUCAGCUUGUUGCUGGCGGACACAUCGCAGCGGGUGGUGCAGGAUUUCUCCAGCAGCUGGAACUCCGUGUACCCCGCGGGCAUGCUGUGAAUGGUGGUCAGCUUGUCCGUGCCGACGCUUACCCACCACUGACCAUACGGGGAGAACUUGAGCCCCAGGACGGCGCCGUUCUUGUGCCCCGCCGCGUGCGCCUGGCCCCUGAGGGUGGACUGCAGCCAGUGCUGCCCGCUGGCCAGGCCCACGAGCAGCCAGUCCUCCCAGAGGCUGUGCGACAGGCUCGUGAUCUGAGACUUGAAGAGAUGCUUCUGGGACUUGCGAGCUGCCCUGAGGUCCCAGCACUGCAGACAGCCGUUCAGGCCCCCUGUCCAGACUGUGUCGUCUUUAAUCACCGCGCUGUUGGCCUCACCCUGCCGGCCAGGAAGGUCUUUGACCACGUUCCGAUCCCGGACAUCCCAGAUCCUGACGGUGCCGUUGCUGAAGCCGGCGAAGGCCAGGCUGCCUUUGAGGUCGGCGUCCAGGGCCUGGCAGGAGAGCCCCUCGCAGGGCAGCUGGCUUGGGUUGUGCAAGUCCGGCGCCAGCAGGUCCCAGACAUUCACGCCCGACAGGCCGUGGCCGCCGGCGAAGAGCAUCUUGCCGUUGGGGGCCAGCAUGCAGGUGGACAGGAAGGCGCCCGGGGUCUGGAUGGGCCAAUGCAGGUGGCUCUGGGGGAAGGUGUCCUGGGCCUCCCGGCCGCCCAGCCUCCACACCUUGAGGCCGCCCGGGCCGCAGGUGAACGCGUGGCGCGUGAGGCUGUUUACGGCCGUGGCGAGGACGUGGUGCCCAUGUUGCAGCAUGUGCAGCCUCUGCACCUUGUAGGGCAAGCCCAAGCUCUCGGACUGGCCCCGUGGGGUGCCUGGGCGCAGCCACGUUUCCCCGAAGACCUCAGGGUCCUGGAAUGUGGGCCUCAGGAAUGGGUGGGCUUUUCGGUCCAGGGCCUGCUGCCCUCUGGGGGCCUUGGUGAAGUCCUCCUUGAGGUCCUCCCAGGAGCUGGAGGAGAGCUCUGCCGAGUCAGUUCGCGAAUCCUCCUCUUCCGACUUUGCCUCCAAGUUCAGCAGCGCGGGACCCGCGGCUCCGCGCCCUCCGGAGGAAAUCGCAUCAGCCCCCCGACUCUGCUGGCCCCGGACUGUCGCGCUGGUCCACCUGCGGCCUUUCCACGGGCCUGGCUCCCGCUUUCUGGCGGUCUGUGCUGCCAGCUUGUUUUGACCAGUCCGUGCCGAGACCCGAGACUGAAACCGAAACCGAGCACCGAGCGCUGAACGUCGCGAACCGACCCUGCUGACGAGAGAUCCGGGGACUACGGACCACGAACUCUGACUCAGGUCGUAUGGACAUUAUGAACUAUGUGUGUUGAGAUUGCAGUGGCAAAGAUAUUAUGGGUUGGCAUUACGCUUAUAUAUUACUACUUAUCCUAUUAUUUGCAUUAAUAUGGUCGUGUGUAUGUGUGGCCGAUGAGAGCAGUAAUAAAAACUCUUGUAC
Fukomys damarensis (Damara mole-rat) is the source of this 2177-nucleotide messenger RNA. RefSeq lists its product as uncharacterized. NCBI's taxonomy places the organism in Eukaryota, Metazoa, Chordata, Mammalia, Rodentia, Bathyergidae. The transcript is spliced from 3 exons. The record is from RefSeq and is a predicted model, not a curated record. The coding region runs from base 962 to 1957 and encodes 331 amino acids.